Messenger RNA from Penicillium macrosclerotiorum, 1071 nucleotides. It is a transcript of the gene fbp1, whose product is annotated as fructose 1,6-bisphosphate 1-phosphatase. The transcript has a single exon. Gene Ontology annotation, biological process: fructose metabolic process; sucrose biosynthetic process; fructose 6-phosphate metabolic process. Gene Ontology annotation, cellular component: cytosol; cytoplasm. The coding region runs from base 1 to 1071 and encodes 356 amino acids. NCBI's taxonomy places the organism in Eukaryota, Fungi, Ascomycota, Eurotiomycetes, Eurotiales, Aspergillaceae. Gene Ontology annotation, molecular function: fructose 1,6-bisphosphate 1-phosphatase activity. The record is from RefSeq and is a predicted model, not a curated record.
AUGGCAGGAAACGGUAACGGCGCUCCUCCGGUUGGCCAGGAGAAUAUCAAUACCGAUAUUGUGACCCUCUCGCGGUUCUUUACCGAGGAGCAGACCAAAUAUCCCGAUGCCUCGGGUGACUUCACUCUGCUGUGCCACGCCCUCCAAUUUUCCUUCAAGUCGAUCGCCUACUACAUCCGUCGCGCCUCCUUGAUCAACCUGACCGGUCUGGCCGGCUCUUCCAACACCACCGGUGACGACCAGAAGAAGCUGGACGUGAUCGGCAAUGACAUCUUCAUCUCCGCCAUGCGCGGCUCGGGCAAAUGCCGCAUCAUUGUCUCCGAGGAGGAGGAGGAAGUGAUCAAGUUCGACGAACACCCCAACGCUCGCUACGCCGUCGUCUGUGAUCCCAUUGACGGCUCUUCCAACCUAGACGCCGGUGUUUCCGUCGGCACCAUCUUCGGCAUCUUCCAGCUGCCCGAUGAGGUCCUGGGCCCCAACAAGACGGUCGGCCCGGAAGAUCUCCUCCACCCUGGCACUAGCCUGGUCGCCUCCGGCUUCACCAUGUAUGGUGCCUCCGCUCAGCUGGUCAUCACCAUGCGUGGCGGUGGCGUCAACGGCUUCACCCUCGAGAACUCGCUGGGCGAGUUCAUCCUCACCCAUCCUAAUAUGAGGCUGCCCGAGACCCGCGCCAUCUACUCCGUCAACGAGGGUAAUAGCAUGUACUGGGAGGACUGGUGCAACGAGUACUUCCACAGCCUCAAGUACCCCGCUGAGGGCGGCAAGCCCUACAGCGCCCGAUACAUCGGCAGCAUGGUCGCUGACGCCUACCGGACUUUGCUCUACGGUGGCAUCUUCGCCUACCCCGCCGACAAGAAGAGCCCCAAGGGCAAGCUUCGCAUUUUGUACGAGUGCGCCCCCAUGGCGAUGGUCUUCGAGAACGCUGGCGGUCUCGCGGUCAACUCGCGCAUGGAGCGCCUCAUGGAGGUCCGGCCCGAGCACAUCCACGACCGCAGCGGUGUCUUCCUCGGCUCUAAGGGCGAGGUUCAGAAGGUUAUCGACAUCUACAACAAGCACAAGAGCAAGCAAUAA